AUGAAAAAGAACGAUGCUACUUUCGUGGAGAGGUGGAGGGCUUUUGUGGAGUGGCUUGUUGCACUGUUGGCCUGGGCUUACCAAAGCUGUGUUGAACCGUAUGGCUCAAAUGGCAGCCAGGAGAAACAACCCAUGAUGGCAACACCAGGCUGCACACAGCUCAUCGACACGCCUCUGACCUUCUUCGAUGACUAUCGAGUUGUCAGUGGAAUUCCUGUCUGCCUUCUUGAGACGCCUGGGAAUACCAUAAAGCCAGCAGAAAUGGAGAUGGAAGCUCUGAGCACAGCUAGGGAGAGUAAUGUCGACGAUGGAGAGGCUGAUGCAGAGAUGGAGCAAACCACACCAUCUAAGGGCCUUGCAAUAAGCAAAGCAAUUGCUUGGCCCACUGAGAAUGACCCUGCAGCCAUCAUCUGCUCGUCUUUCUCCCGUGAUGGCACAAGGCUUGUGACGGGGUUUAAUUGUGGAGCAUUGGUUGUUUGGGAUACCCAGCUGGGGAGUCUUGUAGCGGUGCUGACAGAUGAAGGCCAUGCUGAGUCGGUUGUCUCUUGCUCUUUCCUGGAAGACUCGAACACCAUCGUUGUGUCAAUCGACAAGGCAUUUAUGACCCUUCGAUGGGAUACUUCGAGCGAUCAGCCACCUGUGAAGAGCGAGGCUGUGAGCGACCAUUGCCAGGCUGGGCACAUCGACAUCGAAGACUCUCAUGCCAAGAUCUCGCCUGGGGGUGUCCUGAUGGGUGUUAUGCUCAACACUCACUGGCAUUUCCAUCUGAUCAGCGAGCAGAAGAGUUUUAACAGCACGAAGCAGGCACAAAAAGCACCGCCUGUCAAGCAAGAGAAUCUACGGACUGCUUUUCUCGACAUUUACACUCUUCCUGAGCGUGACGAGGAUGAGAACUGGCCGGAGAGGCAGCUGAGACUCACUGUGGUCUGGAAACCUGGGCAGCCUAGCGCCCUGCAAGGUGUGGAGUUUUCGGACAGCGGCAGGGGAGUCCUGGCUGGAGUAUAUGGUGAGAAGCGAAGCGUACCUGGCAGCAUGGUUCUUUGGCCAGACUGGGGCGUUCCAAAGAAGAGCUUUCUGCUGAGUGGGUCCAUGGGCAGUUGGUCUCCAGAUGGAACACUGGUUGUCACUUGGGACCCAUUUCUGCAGGCAGAGAAAGGCUCACCAGAAAGGUACACUGGAGGUUGUUUUGUGUGGAAGGUCAGGCAGCUCGAGGCUCAGUUUCAGAUGAUGAAUGAUCAUUACCCUGAAGGACAGAAGGACGGACAGUACCUGGUGGAGCUGUUUCCUGGCCACCCAGAGUGGAGCCCACGGUAUCGACCCAGCAUCAGGGAAGGUGGGAGCUACACCAUGGUCGGCAGCACAGAUGACCAGAAGCGUGUGCUAUGGGCACGUUUCAUUGAUGCAUCAAGGGUGGCAGUUUGCAGGGUUGGCGCUGAUGUUGAGAUGGUGAUUUGGGAUGUUGACAGUGCUGGCACCCCAGGCACAGUGAUGAGCUUGGGACUUGGCCCAAUGUCUGGUGUCAGUCAGUGGGGUGACAAGGUGGCAGAGGGCUUCCAGGGAGUGGCAAUGUCUCCCAACCGGCGCUGGUUGGGGUUGUACAUGGGGACAGCAAACAAGGGGUAUGUUUUGGACCUUGUGCAGGGCCUUAAGGUUGUGGACAUUGCCCUGCCACAGGAUCUGACCGAGCAACGUUUCAUGGCCUUUGGUGGCAGGGACUGUAGGUUUGUUAUGUGUGGAAGGAGGAAUGGGCUGGUGUGGAACGCGGAGACCCUGACUGCUUCCAUGCGCAGACAGAAUUCGAUGGCUGUUUGGACUCUGCCGGAGGAUGAGGCUGAUAGCCAGCCUUCAAGGAAGAACAAGAAAGGCAGCCUGUCAAAGUCGCGACGUGGUGGACCGAUCAUUGAACUGGGCUUCUCCCCUGAUGGCAACAAGCUUGCCCUCAUCAGGAGGGACCUGUUAUCGAUGUAUGUGCUUGACUUCAGAAGCGGUGAGACGAUGUGUUUGUCAGAGCAUGGGGCACUGAAAUCCGAGUUCCGAAAGUUUGCGUUUUCGGCAGAUGGUGAACGGCUGGCGACAGUGAUGUGGAAUGGGAGGGUGCUGAUGUGGGACUUGUCUGUGGGUGGGGGUGAGGCCAGUAAGAUUUUGGGGCGCAAGGCAGAGCUGGGGUCCCUCAGGUCUGCGUCAUUGGACCCAGCCAAGGGGAUGGUGUUCUCCCGUGAUGAGGAUGACAAUGAAACAGUGGUGGUGUGCGAAGACAAUGGGUCGCUGGUGUGGCUAAGCACGGAGAAGUGCAUGAUGCUCGACCGGUUUGAGAUGGUGGGUCCCAAGGACUGCAGGGCAUGCGUGUUUAAGCCUGAUGGGUCCUUGGCUGCCAUUGUCCCAGGGGACAAGGAUGUGAUCAUACUUUUCGAUCUGGUGCAGCGCUCAAAGCAGUCAAAGAUCGUGUCCUUCCACUGCGCUCCAGAUGGGCUGGCACCGUACCCAAGCAACAUCGCUCACGAUGGCAGCUUUGCUGUCGUUGGGUGGGAUGAGAAAGCGAUGAAGCCAGUGCUGCAGUGGUCAGACACAGAUAAGAGUGACAGGCAUGGCUUGCACAAGGUGGCUGAGCACUUGGCGAUUUCAGACGACAACACGUGGAUGGUAGUGGAUGACAACCCUACACAUGGUGAGGGAGAUUUUCCACAGCACUGGCAGACAGCAAGCUCACAGGGCAAAACGAAGCUUGUGGUGAUGCAGUUGUUUGGGGCAGGAGAACGGAAGAGCCUUGAGACUCGUGCCAUCAAAUACGCAGAGAAGAUUGCGAUCUCUGCUGGGGGCAGGCGCAUCGCCUGUGCUGGAGAUGGGACGCGGGUUGUGGUUUGGACGCCAUGUGCAACGAAGGGCUGCAUCCCAGAGUAUCAUUCACUCUGCUCAGGCGAUUUUCUGCACAGGGAGAAGAGCAUAACCAGCAUUCUCAAGAAGUACGGUGCCGCUGUGCUGAACAUCCCAGAUGCCAAUGGCAUGUCUUUCUUCAUGCACGCCAUUGAGGACAAGAACGUCGAGUUUGUCAGGGGAGCCUUGGAGUAUGCAGAGAAGCGGAACACAUUGGUGUCCCUAACCUCAAACCCGUUUGGUUUGGAAGAUGUGCCAACCAAGAGCGCACUCGAGAUCGCUUUUCAGCGGCACUCCUCUGAGAUCGCGAAAAUGUUGAUCAAAACGAUGACCACCCGUGUGGUUUCGAGCACAGCAAUGGCCGGGUUCCUGCACAAGUCCCUCGUUCCACUUGGCCGUGCCGUUCCAUCGCUCGUGGUCGAUGCCAUCACUGCUGACGGCAUGCCAACAGCCAUAGGCGUGCUGCAGGUUCCGGAAGACGUUUUCCAGAGGACCUCCAGUGUCGUGGCGACGUCUAAUGUGUUCUCAACGCCCAUGAACUCUCUCCAGCACCUGUGGGGACACCUCCACAAGCCCACACAGCUGACAGUGGGAAAAUUCGAGGUUGCGACAGUGGCCAAGGUCUUUCCAUACCCCGAUUGCUGCCAACUUGGCAUGAGGGGCCUUUUGAGACCCUUGCUUGUGUCAACGAAGGUCCCAGAUCGUGUGUUUGCAUCGAAGCUGGUGCAUGCUGUAGUGCAGUAUAAGUGGCAGAAGUACGCCGGCAGGUUGUUUGCACAUGAGCUGGUUGUCUACCUGACCUAUGUGAUGCUGUUCACCAUCUACGCCAUUCUGCUGGGGCACAAGAACAAGGAUCCCGAGAAUUUCGAGGAUGUGAUUGCAGACUCCAACGGUGCAGUCCAGGGCAUGUGCCUCUUAUUGUGCGCUGUGAUGGGGCUGGUCAACUUGCACUGGAAAGUGAAUCAAAUAACGACACUGGCGAUCGAUGGCAAGAACCACGGAUUCAGUGGCCUGUGGUACUGGUUCUCGUCGGGUUGGAACAUGCUGGAUCUGCUGUCAUCUCUUGUGACAGCCUUCGCGCUCCCUGCGGUGCAUUUCUGUGCAACAAACGAGGAGCUUGGCGAGGCAGAGUCGUGGCUGGCCUCUAUCACCCUGCUGGCACUGUGGUGGAGGCUGCUGUACUUUGCCCAGGCCUGCCGGGGCAUUGGGCCUGUGGUCAUCAUGGUUUUCGAAAUCCUGAAGGACAUGACCAUCUUCAUUGCUUUGCUGGCGGUCAUGAUCUUCGGCUUCUCCACAGCUUUCUUCAUCUCUUUCCGUCAUGACUUGGUCCUCCUGGACGUGAGGGAAAGCUUUGGCACCUUUGGCAGGUCUUUGUUGACCACGUUUGGGAUGAUGUUGGGCGAGUUCGACAUGCCCAUAUUCUACGAGACGCCCUCAUACGUGAUCACACUCUCCAUAUUUGUGGUGUACAUGACAGCCAUGACUAUUGUGCUGCUCAACCUGCUGAUUGCCCUCAUGACCGAUACCUAUGACAGGGUAAAGGGUCGACAGGACAUUUGCUCUGUGAAGGCCCGGGCCACUGUCAUUGACGGUUUGGAGAGCAGUUUGUCUACCUUCCUGGGAACAAAGACAAAAAUCGAGCGUGAGGUCUCCCGCUUCCUGCAUGUCAUCGAGCCACAAGGAGGGUCCACCCAGCCACCUAAUUACCACACCCACUGGCCGGGAAGGAUCGCAGAGCUUGAGAACCGCUUCAAGCGAGCACUCGAUGAAAGGUGCAGCGAAAUGACAGCCAUGAUGAAGGAGAUUAAAGGCGACAUUGGAGGCAUGGACGACAUGGUGAGGCAGCAACUGGUGGAGGCGGUCGCGGUGCUGCAAGAACAGAUGGAACAACAGCGGUGA
Ostreobium quekettii is the source of this 4770-nucleotide messenger RNA. NCBI's taxonomy places the organism in Eukaryota, Viridiplantae, Chlorophyta, Ulvophyceae, Bryopsidales, Ostreobiaceae. The record is from the annotation of a GenBank genome assembly.